This is a messenger RNA of Botrytis cinerea B05.10, 3970 nucleotides long. RefSeq lists its product as hypothetical. Gene Ontology annotation, molecular function: small GTPase binding; actin binding. Lineage: Eukaryota; Fungi; Ascomycota; Leotiomycetes; Helotiales; Sclerotiniaceae. Gene Ontology annotation, biological process: actin cytoskeleton organization. The coding region runs from base 489 to 3140 and encodes 883 amino acids. The transcript has 2 exons. The record is from RefSeq and is a predicted model, not a curated record.
GGGGUUUGAUCACAAGAGCCAUCCAAUCCGUCCAAUCCAUCCCAUCCAUCCAAUCCAUCCAUUCACCCCAAUCCCAAUUCCAUUUCCUUACAUUUCCUUACAUUACCUUACAUUACAUUAAAACCAUUUAUUUCAUUUCGAUCCAAACCCUCCCACGCUUUAUUAAAACAUUCCCGCCGUACUGCUCCCCAACCUCUGCCUCUACCUGCCCUUUACUUUAUCUUCCUUUACUUAUUAACUUUCCUCCGUCGCCGCACUUGGCUUUACCCUGAUUCUUGAUUGAAUUGCCAUGAGUUAGCCUUUGCUUGCAUAGCAGUAAACCACAACACCCGUCCCAUACCCAAGCUUUUGUUUUCCACUGUCGCAUAUGCUAGAUAUUUGUAACGCAGCCCGGUUUAAUUAUACAACGUCUCGAGCAUAAUCUCGACCUGGCACUGCUACCUGCCGACCGACCUGCCUGCCCAGGUACUCCAUAGCUACCGUUCAUCAUGGCGACCAGUUUCCCGUACCCAGAAUCAGUGCAUUCCAAACGCCCCAAGACAGCUUCGGUAUUGAAAGCAUUUAUGCAUAAGCGCACAACUUCCGACGGCUCGACUCUUUCGCCCGCGACUUCACCAAAUGACGUUUUUGUAGCUUCGCCAGCCUUCGAGGAUAUGCCGUCGCCGUCGGAUUAUACCCACCAUCGCGCUCUCACGGAUAUACCACGGAACCAGCAAACUUCGUCAAUCAUCUCGCCGUACACAACCUCGCAGCAAGAGGGGCUUCGACCUAAGACCGGUUAUGCGGGUAAAGGAUUGCACAAGAAGACCAUGAGCGUAUUGUCACUCAAGUCAUUGGCAGGCCCAGCAAAGGAGCCUACCAAGGGUACAUCAAUUCGGGACAAACCUUCGACGAAACCCAAAAAGACUAAAUCCUCGACCAGUCUUGUUGGACUCCUUACCCGCCCAAGGUCCUCGAAGAACCUCAAGUUAGAUGUAGAGCUAGCACAGCGCGAUUCAAAGGAUAAGGAGAAUCAGACUCCGGUGGUCUCGUCGCCUGUGCCAGAAUCCGCGACUCGUGCUUCGCGACCACCAAUAUAUUCACAAUUCUCGAGCGACAUGUUCACAAAACAACCUCUGGGAGGUAAAUUCUUAGAGGAUCAAGUCGACCUUCAUACACCUGAGCAUCAUUUACCAAGUAAACAACGAAGCUUUUACAAUGGACAAAGCUCACAACCGAGUGUUGUAAACCGAGAAGGCGUAUCGAUACGGCCGCAUUCCACAUAUUUACCCAGCAGUUUCAGUAUCCAAGACAUUCAUAGGAACAUUAGCGGGGAAAGCAAGAACAGAUCCAGUGUUGACAUUCCAAGGCGACAAGUCUCGACGGAAAAGAAAAAGAGUUUGGAUUAUCGAACUUCUAUGGAUUUAAGACCAAGACCAAGCUUUCAACGAUCUAGCACCGAAACAUCAGUUGCAUCAAUCAAAACAUCAAGUAGUACUCGGGGCUCUCGAGUCAUGGCGGCAGUUUCCAACUUUACAGCAAAGGCCAGAGGGGAUAGUGGAGUAUAUGUCCCGGUACAGACACCGACUUCUGCGACAUUUGGGCCCGACAGACCUCUCAAUGAUAGAGAUAUCGACACCGAAUUUGAGGCUAUGUUGGAUAGGCGGAACAUCCCAGAGCAUCAACGAGGGAAGAUGAGAAAUCUCGCCAAAUCCAUGAAGAAAGAUUUUAUAAAACAAGAUUGGGCCGAAACCGCUGCUGCGAGAAAUGUUAGGCCAGUCAGUCAUGGUAGUGACACAAGCGGUGAAAAUGCCAAGGUCGAGGAAGCACCAGAGGUGAAGAAAAAGAAGAGACCAAGAAGUCGAACCUUUACACUCUCGCGAUCCACUAGCAAGGAGCGACCAGCCGAAAAAGAUAAAAAGGCAGAAGGUGUUGUGGGAAACAGGAAAUCUGCAGAGUCUCUGAAUGGUGGAAGUAAAUCACUUACUUCCGCUGGCGCGCAAGUAGCACAGAAUUUAAUUGCCAAGGCAAAGGGUCAGACACCGGAUGAUUUCGUCUCAUACUUGAGGAAGGUUCAGAAACCAGAAUCGGUAGAGGUCGGAAGGUUACAUAAGCUCAGGCUAUUAUUACGAAAUGAAACAGUGGCCUGGACUGACAAUUUUGUUCGUCAAGGUGGAAUGGAAGAGAUAGUGGGAUUACUACAUAGGACUAUGGAAGUUGAGUGGAGAGAGGAGCAUGAAGAUGCUUUACUGCAUGAAGUUUUGCUUUGCUUGAAAGCUCUAUCAACCACGGCUUUAGCACUUCAACAUCUUAACAUUAUUCAGAAGACGCUUUUCCCCGCACUUCUUCAUAUGCUUUUUGACGAGGAGAAAAAGGGGCCAGCGGAAUUUACUACUCGAAACAUUGUCACUUCACUAUUAUUCACUUACCUCAAAUCAGCUACCCUUAACGAACGCGCAACCAGAGCUCGAUUCCUCCUCUCCUAUCUUCGCGACCCUGAACCAAGUGAAUCGCAACGCCCUGUUGAUUUUGUACUUGACAUGCGUCGACAGCGCCCUUAUCGAGUUUGGUGCAAAGAGGUUAGUAAUGUUACUAAAGAAGUAUUUUGGAUCUUUCUCCACAAUCUCAAUGUUAUUCCUCGCCCAGACUCCCGCCAUUCUCCAGAGCGACACGAGGAUACCCCGCCUGAUCUUCCAUAUAUGAUCAAGCAUUUCCCACAAGAACUUCCUCCAGUUCCAGCUGCACCAUAUGUUGGAGGUGUUGAAUGGGAUGCAACAAAUUAUCUUGCUUCCCACCUCGACAUUGUCAAUGGCUGCAUUGCAUCUCUACCCACUCUUGAUGAACGUAAUCAAGUCCGCGAAGAACUGAGAGUCUCCGGUUGGGAAAAGUGUAUGGGCUCUACUUUGCGUCUCUGUAAAGAGAAAUUCUAUGGUGGCGUGCAUGCGGGCUUAAGGUGUUGGGUCGCGGCUGCAAUUGAAGAUGGCUGGGAGACUAAGGAUGUGAGAUGUGGUCCUAGUGCUGAUAACAAAAGUCCGGUGCGAAAGAAUAUCAUUCCAAAGAAAGUGGCUGGUGCGGGAGUGGAAAACGCUCCUCCCAAGAUUGAUAUGAAGUUGAGCUUCGCACAGAACAGAGUUGAUGAUGGGGGGGAUGCUUGGCUUUGAGGUUGGUAAUAUAUUAUCAUCACAUUUAGCUUGAAUUGUCAGGGGGGAGGAAAUGUAAGAAGAAGACUCAGUGGUUCAUACUUCUACAUUAAAGAAACGGCAGAGAGAGCAAAGAAGAAGUAAUUGCAAAGGAAAGUGUUCACAUCACUCUAUUUUAUAUGGUUGUAUGGGCUUGGUUUAAUUGGUCGGAAGGGGCUAGGAUUUGUUGGAUGAACAGGGUCGGUGUGUUGGAGUAAUUAUUGAUUGUCCUGGAUAUUUUGUGAUUGAAGCAUAACGUUUUGUAGGAGGAUUUUGUAAAGUGAGUGGAGGAUAUGAGUGAGGAGGAGAGAAGGGGAAGAAGGGGAAGAGAUUAUGGAAGAGAGCAGAGAAGGGAGGAAGAAAGAAAGAAAGAGAUCAAGAAAGAAAGAAAGAGAGAAAGAGAUCAAGAAAGGAAGAAGACAGGGACGUGAUUGAUGAUGACUUUAUGAUAAAUGAUUCAAUGGUAGUUUUUUGCGUUAUUUGUAUCUCUUAUUUUUAAACUCUUUUUUUUUUGGUGGCUUAGCUAGCAUGCUUCUCUUUGCUUGUUUGCCUUUCUUCUACUCACUUAACUUCACUUAUUGAUCGCUGCUGCUGCUGCCGCUGCUAUGUUCUAUGUUCAAUGUUUGGAUAAUGACUUUGGUUAUCAUUGAGUGUUUGCUUAUCUUGUAGAUAGAGAGAUAGAUAGGGCUUGGGAUCGUGAUUGUGGUUGUGAUUGUGCUGGUGACGAUAGUGAUGGUGAUGGUGAUGGUGAUGAUGGUAGAAGAGGUAUUAUAAUAAUAAUAAGAUAGGAAUACUAUUCAUGAAAUGAUACA